Messenger RNA from Aspergillus pseudonomiae, 1080 nucleotides. RefSeq names its product MDR family NADPH-dependent oxidoreductase. The transcript has a single exon. Bases 1 to 1080 code for a protein of 359 amino acids. The record is from RefSeq and is a predicted model, not a curated record. Gene Ontology annotation, molecular function: trans-2-enoyl-CoA reductase (NADPH) activity. Gene Ontology annotation, biological process: fatty acid metabolic process. Gene Ontology annotation, cellular component: mitochondrion. Lineage: Eukaryota; Fungi; Ascomycota; Eurotiomycetes; Eurotiales; Aspergillaceae.
AUGGCAGAAUCUCUCGUCUUUGCACACGGUUCAACGGAACCCCUGAAAGAGAUCCGUCUUCACUCGAUUCCCACGCCUACGGACUGCGGCCCAAGCCAGGUGAUCGUGGAGUUGCUGGCGGCCCCCAUCAAUCCUUUGGACUUUCUUGUGCUGCACGGCAAGUACCCCGUGAAGCCACAAAACAAUGUUGCCCUCGCCAACGGCGAGCAACGGCCUAUUCCCGGUUCAGAUGGCGCGGCCCGUGUCGUCCAGACAGGGUCUGCAGUGAGCCAGGUGCGCAUCGGGGAUACGGUCAUCAUUCGGACCCACUGCCAAGGGUCCUGGCGAACGCACGCCGUGCUAGACGAGAACGACGUGCUGCGCAUUCCCUCAAUGGUGGAUCCCCGACUCGCCUGCAUCCUACGCAUGGGCGUCGCACCUGCCUACUUCUUGCUGCGGGAUUAUGCCACCAUCGAGCCCGGUGACUGGAUCAUUCAGAACGCGGCUACAGGCACGGUGACCCAUUUCGUGAGUCAACUAGCGCAACUGCAGGGGGCCAACAUCAUCAGCGUGAUUCGCGGUCGCGGCACAGAGGAUGAGCUCGAGCGCACGAAACGGUCGCUGCGGUCGCAUGGCGCAUCUAUUGUCUUGACCGUUGAUGAGCUUAGAGCCACCGGCCCGGAGCUGCUUGCCGGCAAGCGGAUUAAUCUCGCCAUCGACUUUGUGUCCGACGAUGCACUGGCGCGGUCGAUGGUAUCUGUUCUGGCCCCUGGGGCUACGCUAGUCACUGCUGGCUUCCUGGGAGUAGCGCCGUCGGGCACAGAUGGCAGCCUGCGACAGUUCUUGUGGCAGCGCAAUAUCACUCUCAAGGCAUUUCGGUUGAGCGAUUGCCUGGGCCGACGAUCGUCAUCCCAACAGACGGCGCUCAUGGAAUGGUUUUCGCGAUUGUUCAAGGACGGAACGCUGAAGGCUCCGGCCCUGGAGUAUGUUCGGUGGAAGCGCGGAGACGAGGGUCUGGAACGUAAGUUGCAGGAGGUGCUCGAGCGUCAUGAGAGGGGGAAUGUAGGCGAACAGAAGAAAAUCUUCGUAUUCGAGCAGUAG